Messenger RNA from Penicillium brevicompactum, 1464 nucleotides. It is a transcript of the gene cp8, whose product is annotated as putative carboxypeptidase Y. Lineage: Eukaryota; Fungi; Ascomycota; Eurotiomycetes; Eurotiales; Aspergillaceae. The transcript has 4 exons. Gene Ontology annotation, cellular component: fungal-type vacuole. Gene Ontology annotation, molecular function: serine-type carboxypeptidase activity. The record is from RefSeq and is a predicted model, not a curated record. Gene Ontology annotation, biological process: proteolysis. Bases 1 to 1464 code for a protein of 487 amino acids.
AUGCGGGUUCUCACUUGGGCGGCACUUUGCGCGGUGGGCUACGCCUCACAAACGGUCCUCCGACCGGAGUCCGACUUCACCACUUUCCAGAACCCCAACUCACCCCACUCAAUUCGCAUCCAGCGACAAAAUGACUCACUGUGCGAUGCGGGAUCGGCGCAGUAUACCGGAUGGCUCGAUAUCGGACCUAAGCAUUUAUUCUUCUGGUUUUUCGAAAGCCAAAACGACCCGAUCGGCGACCCACUUACGUUGUGGAUGAAUGGCGGGCCCGGAAGUUCGAGCAUGUUGGGCUUGUUGAUGGAGAAUGGACCGUGCUUGAUUAAUGAGUAUGGCAACGGGACGGUGCAUAAUCCUUGGGGCUGGUCGAGAAACUCAUCGUUGCUUUACGUUGAUCAGCCGGCUGCGGUGGGCUUCUCGUAUGUUGACGAGGGCGUGGAGGUCCCGCGGGACUCUCCCGAGGCCGCGGUGGAUAUGCACCGGUUCCUGCAGAUCUUCACUUCUGAGGUCUUCCCGUAUCUUCACUCGGUGCCUUUCCACAUUUCGGGAGAAUCCUAUGGGGGACAAUACAUUCCUUAUCUCGGAGCCGAAAUUUUAACUCAGAACGCACUAUUCCCAUCAGAACCUCAGAUCAAUUUGAAGUCAUGCUUGGUGGGAAAUGGGUACAUGUCGCCCAAGGACGUCGCAUUUGGAUACUGGGAAACCCUUUGCACCACCAAUCCAGGGGUAGAAACACCCGUGUUCAACAAGACGCGAUGUGAUAUCAUUGCGGCGAACAUGCCGCGCUGCAUGAGUGUUCACGAUACUUGCAGAAGCAACCCGGAUGUAGACAUUUGCAACGCCGCAGGCAAAGUCUGCUAUGACGGAGUUGUGGGAUUCUACGAGGAUGAGAGUAGCUACGAAGGAGGCCGCAAUCGUUACGACGUGACUGCACCGUGCGAUGUCGAAGGCUUCUGCUACCAAUCAGCAGCUUCCGUGAAGAAGUACCUCAAUUCACCGGCAGUUCGGGAAGCGCUCUCCACACCAGCGCAAGUCAAGGAAUUCACUCUUGAAUCUCAGGCUGUGGUUGAUGCGUUCGGCACCACCCCGGAAGCCAUGACCACUUCGUCGAACGAAGUCCUAAUGCUACUCGCGAGUGGCGUGCAUUUCCUGGCCUACCAGGGAAAUCUGGACCUAGCCUGCAACACGGCGGGAACCCUCCGCUGGGCCAACGCGCUUCCGUGGAAAGGGCAGACCGAGUUUGCGUCAAAGUCGCUGGUUCCCUGGAAUUCCAAUGUGGAUGGGCAGAACAAGACGGUCGGAACGACAAAGGAAGUUCAGAUCAAGUUAGAUGGCCAAGCUGAGGCAUCGCGCUUUGCAUUUGUGACAAUCGAUGGUGCUGGUCAUCUUGUUCCUCAAGAUCAACCUGAGGUCGCGUUCGAUCUCUUGACGCGGUGGCUCACGGGCGCAUCCUUUGCCAGCUCCUGA